GAGGUGGACGUCGCGGAUGAUGAGGAGGAUAGAGGAGGAAAAUGUGGAAGAGGAUAGGACGUGCGAUGGCAGCACAGCGAGAAAGCAAGUGACCGAAGCGGAGCUCUCCAGGUGAAAGCGGCAGCCGGUCGAACGAUGAAGCGGCCGUUAGGAGAGGCGACGGCAAUUCCGUAGUCUCUCGUCAGGCGAGGCAUCGCGCGGUCGCGCUCACACCCAAACCCGCGGAGUCAGCCGCAGGCCUUGCCGAGGAGGAAGGAAGUCAAUAGCCGCGCGAGAGGGUCCAGGUCUAAUGAGGGUCUCGCUGAGAUGAGCGAGGAGUGUGCGGGUGUACGUCAAUGUGCCUCCUCAUUACCAUGCGCUGCCUCGUCCUCGGGAUGCUCGCGAGCGUCCUCCUCGUCGUUGGGGCACGCGACCACAGCGACGGGGAGGAGGGCUCGCGGGUGGCGGGCUUCCUGGGGAAGCUGGCACGGCUCGAGGGAGCCAGCCGCGAGAGGAUGGCACGGGCACGGAGAUUCAGCAGCCACGAGCAGGGCCUGAUGCUGGUGGAGGCCCUCGGCAAGAGGCAAAACCUCAGCGUCGCUCUCAACGAUCACCGAGGCCAUCACUCCUCGCAAGAGCAUCUCCAUAACGGGAUCAUGGAGAUGCUCGGACGAAUGAUUCCGCAGACCUGCAAGUACAAGGGCGCGAAAUUCGAAUGUGGACUGAGCAUCAGCUGCGUAUUGGGAGGCGGACGACCCGUUGACCUUUGCUCCGGUGGUAUGAUUUGGAGUUGUUGCGUCGACGACGACGAUAUACCGGACAAGAUUCAAAAGCCAAGUGUUGGCGUCCUGCAGAAUGCCACCUUCAAUCUGGGCCUGGGCCAACAGCGUCCCGUCUACCUGGACGACGAUGUCAGUGUGUACGGUACCGGGGACGCGCGACCUCCGCAUGGACCCGCUUACGCCUCGAGCUCGCACUAUCAGCUGGCGACGCAGCGACCUUCCAACUUCCCGGUCAGCAAACCCCAGCCCUCGGACUACCCGGUUGACGACUACGGCGAGGUGAACGCCAUCGAGCCACUACAGCUCCAACCCACGAACACCAGAUACCGUGGUUGCGGUGAAUUAUACACGAGAAGUAAUAGAAUAGUUGGUGGCCACAGUUCAAGUUUCGGUAGUCAUCCUUGGCAGGCAGCCAUCAUCAAGUCGGGAUUCUUGUCGAAGAAGCUCUCGUGCGGCGGUGCCUUGCUGAACAAUCGCUGGGUCGUUACAGCGGCCCACUGCGUUGCCACGACACCGAACAAUAAUCUUAAAGUUAGACUGGGCGAAUGGGAUGUUAGAGAUUCUUCUGAGCGACUGCUGCACGAGGAAUUCGCUAUUGAAAGGAAAGAGGUCCAUCCGCAGUAUUCGCCGACGGAUUUUCGCAAUGACGUGGCACUGGUUAAGCUGUCGAGGGUCGUCGCAUUUAAGCAGCAUAUAGUACCGGUUUGCUUACCGGCAAGGAGUCUUAAGCUGCAAGGACGUACAGCGACGGUGGCUGGCUGGGGCCGAACAAGGCAUGGACAGACAUCCGCGCCAACGGUCCUCCAAGAGGUUGACGUUGAGGUCAUUCCUAAUGAACGAUGUCAGCGGUGGUUUAGGGCGGCAGGACGUCGUGAGACGAUACACGAUGUUUUCCUUUGCGCCGGUUACAAGGAAGGCGGACGUGAUUCAUGUCAGGGGGACUCGGGAGGUCCACUUACCAUGUCCGUUGAGGGUAGGCAUGUUUUAAUUGGCCUCGUCUCCUGGGGCAUCGGCUGUGGUCGAGAGCAUCUGCCCGGUGUUUACACCAACAUCCAGAAAUUUGUCCCGUGGAUAGAUAAGGUCAUGAGUUAGGGAAAUAAAAUGGCCAAGAUAGAUGAUGGAAACAUUUUUUUAACAAUCUGAAAUCUAUUUUUGGCGAUGAUUUGACGUGGCGUAAGGAAAAUACUAGAGAUACGAUGUUCCAAUUGCAGUGG
Molecule: messenger RNA, 1975 nt
Organism: Ceratosolen solmsi marchali
Lineage: Eukaryota; Metazoa; Arthropoda; Insecta; Hymenoptera; Agaonidae
Product: serine proteinase stubble
Exons: 9
Coding region: 336-1853 (505 amino acids)
Biological process (GO): proteolysis
Molecular function (GO): serine-type endopeptidase activity
Source: RefSeq, a predicted model, not a curated record